GUCCGCCGAAGCUCUUCUCGGCGGCUCAGGCAGCUGAGUGGGAAAUGGCUCGGACUGUGGUGGCUGUUACGGCUUGGGUUGUGGUGGAGACGGAGGCUCAGGAAGCGUGAGGUCUUGCUAUUGGGAGCUUCAAGAAAAGAAAUAGAUUAGAAGAAAGUUGGUCUUUUAAAGUGGACAUGGCUCAGAUAUCCAGCAACAAUGGAUUUAAGCAGUGUUCAUCUUCACAUCUGGAACCAACAAGAACAAAUGAUGUGGACAAAGAAGAAGCGUUACAGAUGGAAGCAGAGGCUUUAGCAAAACUGCAAAAAGAUAGACAAGUAACUGAUAAUCAGCCAGGCUUUGAGUUGUCAAGCAGCACUAGACAAAAAGCACAAGUUUAUAACAAACAGGAUUAUGACCUCAUGGUGUUUCCUGAAUCAGAUACCCAAAAAAGAGUAGUAGAUAUUGAUGUAGAAAAGCUCACCCAGGCAGAACUGGAGAAACUGUUGCUAGAUGACAGUUUCGAGACAAGGAAAACACCUGUGAUGCCAGUUACUCCUGUUCUGAGCCCUUCAUUUUCAGCACAGCUGUAUCUUAGACCUCCUGUUCAGAGAGGACAGUGGCCAACUGGUUUAUCUGGGCCCUCCACUUAUACUUUACCUUCUAUUUAUCAGUCAACUUACAGCAGUAAACAGACUGCAUUCCAAAAUGGCUUUAAUCCAAGAAUGCCUACUUUUCCAUCCACAGAACCUCUAUAUUUAAGUCUUCCAGGACAGUCUUCAUAUUUUUCAUAUCCUUUGACACCUGCCACACCCUUUUAUCCACAAGGAAGCUUACCUACCUGUCGUCCAGUAGUCAGUCCUGACAUGGCAAAGCUGUUUGACAAAAUAGCUAGUACAUCAGCAUUUUUAAAAAAUGGAAAAGCAAGGACUGAUUUGGAGAUAGCAAAUUCAAAAGCUACAAUCAGCAAUCUACAGGUAUCUCCAAAGUCUGAAGAUAUCAGUAAAUUUGACUGGUUAGACUUGGAUCCUCUAAGUAAGCCUAAGGUGGAUAAUGUAGAGGUAUUAGACUAUGAAGAAGAGAAAAAUGUUCCAGGUUUGCUAGCAGAGGAUCCUUGGGAUGCUGUUCUUCUUGAAGAGAGAUCACUAGCAAGUUGUCACCUUGAAAGAAAGGUGAAUGGAAAAUCUCUUUCUGGGGCAGUGGUAACAAGAAGCCAGUCUUUAAAUAUUCGAACAACUCAGCUUACAAAAGUCCAGGGCCAAAUAGCUCAGAAAGACCCAAAUGGGACCAGUAGUUUGCCAACUGGAAGUUCUCUUCUACAAGAAAUUGAAGUACAAAACGAGGAAGUGGCAGCAUUUUGUCAAUCCAUUACAAAAUUGAAGACCAACUUUCCACAUACCGAUCAUUGCACAAAUCCAGGCUAUUUGUUAAGUCCAGUCACAGUGCAAAGAAACAUAUGUGGAGAAAAUACUAGCGUGAAGGUCUCCAUUGAAAUUGAAGGAUUUCAACUACCGGUUACUUUUACAUGUGAUGUGAGUUCUACUGUAGAAAUCAUUAUAAUGCAAGCCCUUUGCUGGGUGCAUGAUGACUUGAAUGAAGUUGAUGUUGGCAGCUAUGUUUUGAAAGUUUGUGGUCAAGAGGAAGUGCUGCAGAAUAAUCAUUGCCUUGGAAGUCAUGAACAUAUUCAAAACUGUCGAAAAUGGGAUACAGAGAUUAAACUGCAACUUUUGACCUUAGGCGCAAUGUGCCAAAAUCUGGCCAGAACAGCUGAAGAUGAUGAAACACCUGUGGAUUUAAACAAAUACCUGCAUCAAAUAGAAAAACCUUAUAAAGAAGUCAUGACAAGACACCCUAUUGAAGAACUUUUAGAUUCUUAUCACAACCAAGUGGAUCUGGCUCUUCGAAUUGAAAACCAGCACCGAGCAGUAGAUCAAGUAAUUAGAGCCGUAAGAAAAAUCUGUAGUGCUUUAGAUGGUGUAGAGACUCCUGCUAUUACAGAAUCAGUAAAGAAGCUAAAGAGAGCAGUUAAUCUUCCAAGGAGUAAAAGUGCUGAUGUGACUUCUGGAAAGGGAGAGACUAGCAAGAGUUCAAUUGGAGGCUCGCUGAAUCCUGAAAAUCCUGUUCAAGUAAGCAUAGACCAGUUAACUGCAGCAAUUUAUGAUCUUCUCAGACUCCAUGGAAAUUCCGGUAGGAGUCCUAUGGACUGUGCCCAAAGUAACAAAAAUAUCAAGGAAGCAUGGACCACAGCAGAACAGCUCCAGUUUACAAUUUUUGCUGCACAUGGAAUUUCAAGUAACUGGGUGUCAACUUAUGAAAAGUACUACUUGAUAUGUUCCCUGUCUCACAAUGGAAAGGAUCUUUUUAAACCUAUUCAAUCAAAGAAGGUUGGCACUUAUAAGAAUUUCUUCUAUCUUAUUAAAUGGGAUGAACUAAUUAUUUUUCCCAUCCAGAUCUCACAAUUGCCAUUAGAAUCACUUCUUCACCUUACUCUUUUUGGAAUUUUAAAUCAGAGCAGUGGAAGUUCCCCUGAUUCUAAUAAGCAGAGAAAGGGGCCAGAAGUUUUGGGCAAAGUUUCUUUACCUCUUUUUGAUUUUAAACGGUUUUUAACAUGUGGAACUAAGCUUCUAUAUCUUUGGACUUCGUCACAUAUAACUCCUAUUCCUGGAACAAUCUCCAAAAAAGGAUAUGUGAUGGAAAGAAUAGUGUUACAGGUUGAUUUUCCUUCUCCCACGUUUGAUAUCAUUUAUACCACUCCUCAAGUUGACAGAAGUAUUGUACAGGACCACAACUUAGAAACAUUGGAAAAUGAUAUAAAAGGGAAACUUCUUGAUAUUCUUCACAAAGAUUCAUCACUUGGACUUUCUAAAGAAGACAAAGCCUUUUUGUGGGAGAAACGUUAUUAUUGCCUCAAACACCCAAAUUGUCUUCCUAAAAUACUAGCAAGUGCCCCAAACUGGAAAUGGGUUAAUCUUGCCAAAAUUUACUCAUUGCUUCAGCAGUGGCCUCCAUUACACCCACUUACUGCAUUGGAGCUUCUUGAUUCAAAAUUUGCUGAUCAGGAAGUGAGGUCCCAAGCUGUGACUUGGAUCGAGGCUAUUAGUGAUGAUGAGCUGACCGAUCUUCUUCCACAGUUUGUACAGGCUUUGAAAUAUGAAAUUUAUUUGAACAGUUCAUUAGUGCGCUUCCUUCUGUCCAGGGCAUUGGAAAAUAUACAGAUAGCACACAGUUUAUAUUGGCUUCUCAAGGAUGCCCUGCAUGAUGCACAGUUUGGUGCCCGAUAUGAACAUGUUCUGGGUGCUCUCCUCUCAGUAGGAGGAAAAGGACUCAGAGAAGAACUCUUGAAGCAGACAAAACUUGUACAGCUUUUAGGAGGAGUAGCAGAAAAAGUAAAGCAGGCUAGUGGAUCAGCCAGACAGGUUGUCCUCCAAAGGAGUAUGGAACGAGUACAGUCCUUUUUUCUAAGAAAUAAAUGUCGUCUCCCUCUCAAUCCAAGUCUUGUGGCAAAAGAAUUAAAUAUUAAGUCAUGUUCCUUCUUCAGUUCUAAUGCUGUGCCCCUAAAGGUCACAAUGGUGAAUGCUGAUCCAAUGGGGGAAGAAAUUAAUGUCAUGUUUAAGGUUGGUGAAGAUCUUCGGCAGGAUAUGUUAGCUUUACAGAUGAUAAAGAUUAUGGACAAAAUCUGGCUUAAAGAAGGACUAGAUUUGAGGAUGGUGAUUUUCAAAUGUCUUUCAACUGGCAGAGAUCGAGGCAUGGUGGAGUUAGUUCCUGCUUCAGAUACCCUCAGGAAAAUCCAAGUUGAAUAUGGUGUGACCGGAUCCUUUAAAGAUAAACCACUUGCAGAGUGGCUGAGGAAAUAUAAUCCCUCUGAAGAGGAAUAUGAAAAGGCUUCUGAGAAUUUUAUCUAUUCUUGUGCUGGAUGCUGUGUAGCCACCUAUGUUUUAGGCAUCUGUGAUCGACACAAUGACAAUAUAAUGCUUCGAAGCACAGGACACAUGUUUCACAUUGACUUUGGGAAGUUUUUGGGCCAUGCACAGAUGUUUGGUAGCUUCAAAAGGGAUCGGGCUCCUUUUGUGCUGACCUCUGACAUGGCAUAUGUCAUUAAUGGGGGUGAAAAGCCCACCAUUCGAUUCCAGUUAUUUGUGGACCUCUGCUGUCAGGCCUACAACUUGAUAAGAAAGCAAACAAACCUCUUCCUUAACCUCCUUUCACUGAUGAUUCCCUCAGGGUUACCAGAACUUACAAAUAUUCAAGAUUUGAAAUAUGUUAGAGAUGCGCUUCAACCCCAAACUACAGAUGCAGAAGCCACAAUUUUCUUUACUAGGCUGAUUGAAUCAAGUUUGGGAAGCAUUGCCACAAAGUUUAACUUCUUCAUUCACAACCUUGCUCAACUGCGUUUUUCUGGUCUUCCUUCCAAUGAUGAGCCCAUCCUUUCAUUUUCACCCAAAACAUAUUCCUUUAGACAAGAUGGUCGAAUCAAGGAAGUCUCUGUUUUCACUUACCAUAAGAAAUACAACCCAGAUAAACAUUACGUUUAUGUAGUCCGAAUUUUGAGGGAAGGACAGCUUGAGCCAUCAUUUGUGUUCCGGACAUUUGACGAAUUUCAGGAACUUCACAACAAACUCAGUAUUAUUUUUCCACUUUGGAAGUUACCAGGCUUUCCUAAUAGGAUGGUUCUAGGAAGAACACACAUAAAAGAUGUAGCAGCCAAAAGAAAAAUUGAGUUAAACAGUUAUUUACAGAGUUUGAUGAGUGCUUCAAUGGAUGUAGCAGAGUGUGAUCUUGUUUGUACUUUUUUUCACCCUUUACUUCGUGAUGAGAAAGCUGAAGGAAUAGCUAGGUCUGCAGAUGUGUGUCCCUUCAGUCCUACUCCAGGCCAAAUAGGAGGAUCAGUGAAAUUAUCUGUCUCUUACCGAAAUGGGACUCUUUUCAUCAUGGUGAUGCACAUCAAAGACCUUGUUACUGAAGAUGGGGCUGACCCAAAUCCAUAUGUCAAAACUUACCUACUUCCAGAUCCCCACAAAACAUCCAAACGUAAAACCAAAAUUUCACGAAAAACUAGGAACCCAACAUUCAAUGAAAUGCUUGUGUACAAUGGAUAUAGCAAAGAAACCCUAAGACAGAGAGAACUUCAACUAAGUGUUCUCAGUGCAGAAUCUCUGCGGGAAAAUUUUUUCUUGGGUGGAAUAACCUUGCCUUUGAAAGAUUUCAACUUGAGCAAAGAGACGGUUAAGUGGUACCAGCUGACUGCAGCAACCUAUUUGUAAGCUAGUGAAUUUCUGAGCUUUGGAAGUAAGAAUAGUUGUAACUAUGUGGAUACACGCACAUACACACGUACACACGCUACACUUGAAAACUUUGUAUAGUAUUUUUAUACUUGUUCAGAAAUUAUAAAGUAAAUGUACUUGCUACAUUUCAACACACAUGUUGGACCAACAGUCACAUAACUUUUAUGAAUUUGUUGAAACCAUUGCCGUUUUAAAGUCAUUAUAUAGAAUGUUACAGACCCUAAACUUAAUAUAUAACAAGUCUGAAAAAGACUUGAACAAUUUAAUCCUCUCAAGUAAUUCAGAGUAAUAGCUUUAGUUUGGUUUGUUUUUCAUUGUUUCUUACACAGACACGGUUUGUUUUCCUGUUUUGCACCUUCUACAGCCUUUACCACUGUGCAUGUUUGCAAACACCAAAGGAAAGGAAAGGUGCAGGACGUUACCGUAAAAUGCAGCUGCUAUUCACAGGGUGGAAAAGCAAAGCACAAACUAUAGAUAUGUUAAGAACUACUAAGUAGUUUAUAGACCUAGGAGGAAAUAAUAUUGCUUUCUAUUUUCAUGUCUUUAAAGCCUUUUUCAGAAUUAAGUGCCAAUUACUGAAGUUGUAAAUAAUGGUGCCUUAACUUCACAUGCUUACCUGGUACUUCAUUCUGAUUAUUUUUCCUGGCUAGAUAAAUAGUAAGUAGUUUUCACUCAAGACAAGGAAUUAUUUACAUUUACUGCUGUUUUUCCCACAGAAAGAUCAUUUUCUCUACUUCUGAUAUAUGACUUCGUUAUUUAAAGUCAGCCAUUUGAUUUUUGUUUUUGUUAUCUGUUUAUUGAAUGAGAUUCAUCAAUGUAGCUGUACACUAAAUUACAUCAUUCCAUUAUAGUUCUACAUUUAUUCCCAGGAGUGAGAGUUGAAGUUUGGUAGUUUCACUUCCAUAUAUCUGUAUGUUACUCCCUCAUUAAAUGAGUGAAAAUUGUUUACCCAUGUACUCAUUCCUGUUUUGUAGAACUCCAGUGAGCAGGGCAGACUCUUCACAGGCCCAGGACAAGAAUUCUGGGGUCUAGACUGAAUUUUAAUGUAGAUUUUUAUGGCAAAGUUGGUCUCGUAGACUGUCUUACAUUUGUAAACAUUGUACAUUCAAAAAUUCUUUUCCUUAAUAUAAUGUGACUUCGAAUCAUAAGGGACAUGAUUGAAAUUAUUUACAGUAAUCAUUAAGAAUAAGAUUCAUUUUUAUUAGUUAAUCAACUUCACGCUCAGUGUUGUGUUUAGUUUGGAUAAAUAUGUAUAUAUAAUAUUCUCAUGGCUAAAAUAGAAAUUCACUUUUUAGGUGAUAAUAGAGAUUGUAACAAUCUGGGUGCUGUGAAAUAACUGACAAAAUAUGCAAUAUAGAAUACCAAGAAAGAAAGGACAGUUUGCAAUUCAGUUGUCCAGAACAGAAUUUUUAUGAACUGUGCAAAUGUUUAAUGUACAUGGUGAUACCUGCAGAGCAGAAGUAGAUGAGUUGAGGAUAUAUCAGUGGGACAGGCUAAAAAAAAAAAAAAAAACUUGAAAUUUUUGGUGCCUAACACUAAUGGUCCAUUU
Molecule: messenger RNA, 6810 nt
Organism: Molossus molossus (Pallas's mastiff bat)
Lineage: Eukaryota; Metazoa; Chordata; Mammalia; Chiroptera; Molossidae
Gene: PIK3C2A
Product: phosphatidylinositol-4-phosphate 3-kinase catalytic subunit type 2 alpha
Exons: 33
Coding region: 177-5240 (1687 amino acids)
Biological process (GO): phosphatidylinositol-mediated signaling; phosphatidylinositol 3-kinase/protein kinase B signal transduction; phosphatidylinositol-3-phosphate biosynthetic process
Cellular component (GO): plasma membrane; cytoplasm; phosphatidylinositol 3-kinase complex
Molecular function (GO): 1-phosphatidylinositol-3-kinase activity; 1-phosphatidylinositol-4-phosphate 3-kinase activity; phosphatidylinositol binding
Source: RefSeq, a predicted model, not a curated record